AGAGGUGGUAGGUCCGGGCGCGGCCGCGGCGAGUGACAUCGUUUACCAACCCGCCCGCCACCGCGACCACCUUGAGGAGAACCACCAUGUUCCGGAUGCUAAGCAGCAGCUUUGAGGAGGACCCUUUCUUCUCUGAUUCUUUUAUGGCACACCGAGAAAGUAUGCGACAAAUGAUGAGAAGUUUUUCUGAACCUUUUGGAAGAGACUUGUACAGCAUCUCAGAUGGCACAAGAGCUCACCAUCCUAGAGGACAUGAUGAUGGUGAAAAUUCCUUGACUGCAAUGAGUAAUUCUCUUGUGCCCUUUGGCAGUUUUGGUGGCAUGCGUACAGAUGUCAGCCCUUUUCAGGCAAUGGACCGAAUGAUGCUCAAUAUGCGAAAUGGUAUUCAGGAGUUACAAAGGAACUUUGGUCAGCUUUCAAUGGAUCCAAGUGGACAUUCAUUUUGUUCCUCCUCGGUUAUGACCUAUUCCAAAGUAGGCGAUGAACCACCAAAGGUUUUCCAGGCUUCAACUCAGACUCGCAGGGCUCCGGGAGGUAUAAAAGAAACCAGGAGAACUUUGAGAGACUCUGACAGUGGAUUAGAAAAAAUGGCUGUUGGUCAUCAUAUCCAUGAUCGAGCUCAUGUCAUUAAGAAGUCAAAGAACAAGAAGACUGGAGAUGAAGAGGUUAAUCAGGAAUUCCUCAACAUGAAUGAAAAUGAUGCUCAUGCUUUUGAUGAUGAGUGGCAAAAUGAGGUUUUGAAAUACAGACCGGGGGGCAGAUGGCAUCAUCUCGAAAGCCCUAGGAUGCCAAGUGUUGGUCAUGACAAUUCAGGAUUCCAAGAGCUUAAAAGAAGGGAGAAACCUCGCCGAAGUCCAGCCAUUGAAGGUAGAAGAAGAUCCGACGUCUUUGUGGACAAACUCAGCAUCAAAGGAUCACCUGUGCAAAUCAGCAAAAAAUAAAUCCCCUGCAUUGAA
This is a messenger RNA of Echinops telfairi (small Madagascar hedgehog), 956 nucleotides long. RefSeq names its product myeloid leukemia factor 1 (gene MLF1). The transcript is spliced from 8 exons. Gene Ontology annotation, cellular component: cytoplasm; nucleus. The record is from RefSeq and is a predicted model, not a curated record. Gene Ontology annotation, biological process: regulation of DNA-templated transcription. The coding region runs from base 87 to 941 and encodes 284 amino acids. NCBI's taxonomy places the organism in Eukaryota, Metazoa, Chordata, Mammalia, Afrosoricida, Tenrecidae.